AUGAAAUUGCCCCUGGGCUCACUGGGGCUUAACACCUUGGCUCUUCUGGGCCUUGGUGCUGCCCAAACCCAAGUUGCUAUCAUAGGCGCCGGAGCGGCUGGAUCAUCCACCGCGUACCAUUUGUCUCAGUAUGCCAACGAUCUGGGACUCAACGUCAACAUCACAAUCUUUGAGAAGGAGAAUCGCAUUGGUGGUCGUACACUCACCAUUAACCCGUACGGUGAUGCCUCGCAGGUGGUUGAGUUGGGUGCCAGUAUUUUCGUUCAAAUCAAUCAGAUCCUCUACAAUGCUGCACAGCAGUUUGGUCUGAUUACGAUCGGUCAGAACAGCGAUUCGGGUGUCGAGGGUCACCUAGGCGUCUGGGACGGUGACCAGUUCUUGUUCACCCUGGAUGAGCGUCUCCCUGAAUGGUUCAACAACCUCAAGGUUGCCCUGAGAUACGGCGUUACCGCCCCUCGACGGACCCAGCAGCUGGUCGCCAGCGUCAUCGGGCAAUUCCUGCGAAUUUAUCAGCCUCCUCACUUCCCAUUCUCGUCGCUGACAGAUGUCGUGGCGAACCUGGGUCUAACCAACGUGACCGGAGUCUCCGGCGAACAGUUCCUCAAUGCCAAUGGGGUUUCCGUUGCCGCCGAGGGUGCCGUGCAAGUUCUGGGGGGCAACUGGCAGAUCUUCCAGAAGAUGGUUGAGGCGUCCGGGGCCACCAUCAACCUGAAUUCCCCUGUUAUCGGUCUCAAGAAGAGCGGCAGCAAGUACGCCAUCCAGACCAUCUCUGGAUCAAGUAACACGACCUAUCAGAUUACCUUCGACAAGGUCAUCCUCGCCAACCCUUUCCAGUUUAGCAAUAUCGACGUCGGCUCCGGCGUCCUGACCAGCUCUAUCGAGUCGGUCCCGUACGUCCAGCUGCACGUCACCAUCUUCUCGUCGUCCAAGCGCCUCAAGCCGCAAUACUUCAAGUGGCCCGGCUUCCUCAACGUACCAACCGGCAUCCUGACCACUCUCGCCAAAGCCGACAAUGCGAACUCCGGCUCCCAAGGUGUUGGCAAGGCCGGCUUCUUCAGCUGUACUAUCCUGCGUACUGCUAUCAACCCGGCGACCAAGAAAAAGGAAUACAUCUACAAGAUCUUCUCCCCGCAGGCGUUAACACCAUCCCUGCUAAGCGCCCUCUUUGGACAAACUGUGCCAGACACAUUUACGGGCUCUGGUAGCCCGAUAAGCUGGUAUUACCCGCAUGUUUUUCACUCGUAUCCCAAGGCCGUGCCGCGCACGAGUUUUCAGGACAUUAUUGUAGGCGACGGGGUCUACUACACUUCGGGCAUCGAGCCCUUCAUCUCCACCAUGGAGACAUCGGCGCUGAUGGGCAAGAAUGUCGCGCGCCUAAUUGUUGACGACCUGGCCAGCGGCGACUCGUCCCAGGUCAAGUCCAGGUUUGGAAGUAACAGGUUUGGUGCGAUCCGGAAGCAAGGUCCACCGGAGUGGCCGCCCAGGUGCACCCCGCUGCAGCUGCACAAAGACCAAGACUCUGCCAGCGUGACAGCGUGGUGCACGACAAGGGAAGAAAGCCCCCUCUUCCACGCGUCAGGAUCCAAACAAACCUUGCGACCCGUCCCUCUCGUCUGGUUUGACUCUGGUUGUCGUCUUUUCCCCAUCCUGCGACUUUUACGCGCCCCCAACAUUGACGGCGACGACCGUUUCUGCUCAGCCCCUCUCCCCGCUGUUUACCAACAAAAGGACAAAAACACAUCAGCAGCCACCAUGUUUGUGCUCCGGAAUGUCGGAAAGCUGCUGUUCGGCUCCAGCAACCAGGAGACUCUGAUCGAGCUACCACAAGGCCAGCUUUAUCUGGUGCGACCGCUGUCUCCCAAGGGCUACUCCGAGCUUAUCUUCAAGGACGCCUCGGCGCGAAUUCGGCGCACUGCCCAGGACUUCCACUACCAGCUAGUUGUCCAGCGCGUCUACGAAGAAGGCGAGGCCGAACUUCUUGCUGAGGAAGAGGGUGAGGACGGUGGCGCCGACGCCGACGCUCUUGGUAGUGAACGCGACGAGAAGACUUUCCUUCUAGACGAGGCGCUUCACUUCCGUGUCGAGAACCGCGAGGGCAGUGAGCGAGUCCUGGCUUGGCGCGACCUGAGCGGAGACGCUGGCGACGUCUACGAGUUUGUGUGCGACGCGAGCAUUUCGUCCAAGCAGGUGCAGCAGUUUGAGCGCAUUGCCCGUGAGUGCCAGUACGAACGCAAGUACCGCAAGCCGCAUACCACUGCCUCCGAAGAGGAUCUCAAGCAGUUCGAGUUUGCCGACGAGCCUCCUAUCCCCCAGGCCAGCCCCAUUCAUAGCCCAACAUUGGCCCGGUCCAUUGACGCAAUCGACGAUAUGGCUCUGAACAAGCGCGACAGUUCCCCGGAGCCUCCAACUCCCGCCAAGAGGGGCAAGGAGCGGGAUAUGAAGCCUCCGGCAGUGUCGCAGCAUCCCAAGGCGCGUGAGCUGCUCGCAGCCGAGAUCGCCGAGCUGCACUUCUUCGACUUUCCCUCGGGCACCUUCGUUCUGCAAGAUGCGUCCGUGACUGCGAAGGUCAUGGAGAUUGGCGACUGGGAGUACUGGCUCGAGGUUUCUAGUGCUGACCGCGACUGGCUUGGUAUUCCCGUUGUGGCUGAGAUUAACCCCGUAUUCAAUUUCGAGUUUUUAUCUUUCAUCUUCAACCAGUUCACCGAUGAUGGUUCUGCGUACUCGUGGCUCCUGCGGUUCAAAGACCAACCAACUCUGGAGAGGUUCCAGCAAGGCCUGCUGCAAGCCCUCUGGGAGCGUCUCAAUGAGAUGAAAUGGUCGAAGAUCAAGGAUAAGGAGCGCGAUUAUGUCGCUGAUGCCUUCAACGACCUCGCAAUGGAGGACUCGGAGAGUGUCGAGGAAGAAGAGGAAGAAGGGAGGGACGAAGACGGGGAGUCUGAAGAGGAGGAGGAAGAGGAGGAGGAGGAGGAUGACCGUGCACAGAGCGAGCACUAUGACAGCGACGAGGAGCAGGACGAUGUUGACUAUAAACCCAAGGACGGCGAUGUCAAUAAGAUGCUCGCUGUCGGUUACAAGCACGACCGGUCAUUUGUCGUGCGCGGCUCCAAGAUCGGCGUCUUCAAGCAUACGCCGAACAACCACCUCGAGUUCAGCACCAACAUCUCGAAAGUUCAGACGCCCAAGGGCGAGCUGUUUUCUCCCAAGAAGGUUAUGCUCCAUAAUGAGGACCGUAACCUUAUCCUCCAGAAGGACAACGACCCGAACAAGCUGUACCGUAUGGAUCUCGAGUAUGGCAAGGUUGUUGACGAGUGGACGGUUCACGAGGACAUCCCCGUCGUUACCUUCGCCCCUGAGAACAAGUUUGCCCAAAUGACCAGCGAGCCUACCUUCCUGGGUAUCAGUCGUAACGCCCUCUACCGUGUCGAUCCCCGCUUGCCGGGCAGCAAGCUGGUCGACUCGCAGCUCAAGCAGUACGUCAGCAAGAACGAUUUCAGUGCUCUGGCCACUACGAAACAAGGCUACAUCGCCGUAGCGUCCAACAAGGGCGACGUGCGCCUCUUCGACCGCUUGGGUAUCAAUGCUAAGACGCACAUCCCUGCCCUCGGCGAGCCCAUUAUUGGCCUCGAUGUCUCUGCCGACGGCCGUUGGGUCCUCGCCACCUGCAAGACCUACCUUUUACUGAUCGACGCGCUGCAAAAGUCGGGCAAGAACGAGGGAAAGCUCGGCUUCGAGAAGUCUUUCGCAGCCGACGCCAAGCCCCAACCGCGUCGUCUGGCUCUGACCCCCGAGCACGUUGCACAGUUUGCCUAUGAGACGGGCAAGGGCGUGAGCUUCACACCGGCCAAGUUUAACACGGGUGAGGGUGCCGAGGAGACGAGCAUCAUUACUGCUUCUGGCCCGUACAUCAUUGAGUGGAGCCUGAAGAAAGUUCUUGCGGGUAAGAAGGCGCCAUACCUCAUCAAGAGGUACACGGAUGAUGUCAAGGCGGACGACUUCAAAUUUGGUACGGAUAAGAAUGUCAUUGUUGCUCUGCCACACGAGGUCAACAUGGUCAGCCAUGCUAGAUUGAAAAGGCCUACCAGAGAGAGUAUUGCUGGAGACUUUGGACGCAGGACGUCGGCGAGGUAUGCCACGCCUGGUAGGUCCCGGUUGGGGAGAGGAGAUAUCGUGCAGGAGUAUUGA
Thermochaetoides thermophila DSM 1495 is the source of this 4182-nucleotide messenger RNA. Its product is annotated as oxidoreductase-like protein. The transcript has 6 exons. Gene Ontology annotation, biological process: prenylcysteine catabolic process. Lineage: Eukaryota; Fungi; Ascomycota; Sordariomycetes; Sordariales; Chaetomiaceae. The coding region runs from base 1 to 4182 and encodes 1393 amino acids. The record is from RefSeq and is a predicted model, not a curated record. Gene Ontology annotation, molecular function: oxidoreductase activity, acting on a sulfur group of donors, oxygen as acceptor. Gene Ontology annotation, cellular component: cytoplasm; nucleus.